Sitodiplosis mosellana (orange wheat blossom midge) is the source of this 2573-nucleotide messenger RNA. RefSeq lists its product as uncharacterized. The transcript has a single exon. NCBI's taxonomy places the organism in Eukaryota, Metazoa, Arthropoda, Insecta, Diptera, Cecidomyiidae. The record is from RefSeq and is a predicted model, not a curated record. Bases 783 to 2258 code for a protein of 491 amino acids.
CGAAAACGCUUUUUUGGAAACAGAUUGACGCCCGCUGCUUUUUCUGCCACCACCAAAACACAUCUACACAACGCUCGCUGGCUCGCUUGCGCGCCUAUCCAAAUUAUUUAUUGUAUGCUGAUGUUGUUUUUGUUUCUGUUUCGCUCUGGCUCAAGAAUUCAAGCAUGUGAAUAAACGGCGCGUACAAUGGUUUUUUUUUUAAUGGAAUCGUGUAGGUACAACCGACUACCAAAUUGAGUAAAUGCAAAUAUGUGUGGCUUUUGAAACAGGUCGUCGGCGUUGGCCAUCUUUCUCGUACACAUGUCGCUGUCGCAUAUACUUUGACUGUUCUAUGGUCGAGAAAAGUUGAAGGAGUUCGUUCGACGGGCAAAAAGAAUGAAAGAGAAAUCGAAUGUAUCGAAUCGAUGUUGUCUCGAUGGUACACGUUCAUUGUGUUGUUCAUAUUUGUGUGAGCGCAAUGUUUUUUCCUCAUCGAAUUAAUUUGAUUCAGUUGCGACUUGAUCGUGGUCAAUGCAUGACACAUCAAGCCGAAAAUCUACGUUUCGUUCACAUGCAACGAAAUUGUUUAGCUUAAAAACGAGAGUGUUAUUUUUCGACGAAUUUUGAGAAGAAAAAAAAGAGACAAAGUUUGAAAAAAAAAAGUCCUGAAACAAGAAAAGUUUGUGUUUCUGACAUUUGAAUAAGAUUUUAUUUUUGUGUGACAAGGAUUUUAAGUGAAAUAUUUCGUUUCGUUUCAACAAACAAUUCGUAUUAAUGAACAUUCAUAAAAAGACGUAAAAAAAAUGAUAAAAGGAAAGUUUUACGCUGGUUUGCCCAGCGAAAUGAUGGCACGUGAAUCCACGCGUAAUGUAAAUCGUAUGGAAUCGCACUUCUUUUGGCCAGAUGAAACCGAUUUGGUAUCGGUCGAACCACGGUCGAAGCGUACCAUUUCAAAAGCACCACCAAUUACUACAAACAAUAAUAACCAAACUGACAUCGCAAAAUCCGACAUCAAGCCAAAGGAACUAGUUCGCAAGCAACUGUCAUCGGGCAUCCAAUUUUAUGAUAAUGUCAAUGCUAAAACACCCGAAGCACGUCGACGACAUUUCAAAAAGAUUGACAACAUCAAUUUAAAUAAUAACAAUGACAGUGAUUUUCAACCAGAGAAAAAGAAACUCGAAACAUUUUCGUCAAAAAUUGAGUUCUACGAUUUUGAGCACGAAAACAAUGCGAAAAAUGGGAAACCAGUCAAUAACAACACACGGAAUGUGGAAGAAAUGCAGAAAGACGAAAUCAAACCGAAAAAUGAAAUGAAAUCGAAAAAUGAAAGUCCCGACGUAAGCAAAAAACGGAUUUCAUUUCGAACGGAUGAAAAAGCGACAGAGAAAACAAAAGGCAUUUUGAAAAACAACGAAGAGAAGUCGACAAUUGAGAAAGUGUUGGUGAAACCGUUGCCGAAAAGAGGACUAUUACCCAAAAAUCUGAGCAAAUCGGUGGAAAAUAUAUCGAAAUUGGCAAAAGAUAUCGAUGAAAUUGAUACAGGUGCCGAUAAGAAGCCAGAGAAACUGAGCACGAUCAUCAAAGAAGUGAAAAAUUUGAAUUUGUCGUCUCAAAAACGGAACCAAAACAGCGAUGAAAGAGAUUAUGAAAGAGAUUCAUAUGGUUGGAACUCAGAUCGAAUUGAGCCAAGAAGAAAUAACAUGGACUAUGAUCACCAUGCAGAUAGAUAUGAAAGUAGAGGAUAUCGUGAUGAAGAGUAUCGAUACAGGAACGAAGAAAGAAGUCGCAACGAACCAUACAGAUAUAAUGAUCGAUAUGAUGAUUACCAUGACCGAGGUGAUAGAGGAUAUGUGGAACGUCGCUAUGAAAGAUCCCAAAAAGUUUCGUAUCCACAGCCAAGAGACACCAUUGAAUACAGAGACCGACCACGGCGUUAUGAAGAAAGUCCAAUCCGUAGUGAUAGACGUUCACCCAAUUAUGAUCGCCAUGACUAUGGCCGAGAAUAUGAACGAGAACCGAAACGUACGGCGAUACGAGAUUCAAAGCCAGCUCCGCGAAAAUCCAUCGAUAGCUAUUACGAUGAGCCACCAAGUCGAACCGUUCGUCAUGAGGAAGAGGAAUAUUCAACGUGCAUCAGCCAAAAACCAAAACACAUUCCACAACAUCUUAGGACCAAUAUAUUGUUCAAUGGUCGAGUUGGCCAACAAACCCAGCGGCCAAUGAGCGUACGCAACUCCGCUGUAACUCGUGUAGGUGUUGGCUUGCCCGACUACGAAUGAAAAAUAUUGCCGCUGCUGCUGCUGCUGUAGCAGCUGUUUAUGUAAAAGCAAUUUAACACAUAACACGAUUGACAACGAUCAUUAAAUCCAAUUGAGUUGGCCUUAUUCGAAUUGAAUAACGAGAUAUAAACACCGAUGUACUUAAUUUCUUCUAGUUUUUAUGAUUAUAUUUUCUUCCUUUCUUUCCGAGCCAUCAAACGAUAUAUCCAACUGACACUAAUAAAAUGCUAACAAACAUGUUUUUUUUUCUCUUUGUAAUUCUGUGUGUCUUUUAUUCAUUUCACAACAAUAAAGAGAAGGAAAAAAAACAAGAAA